AUGCACAGGAAUCAACACCCCGGCAGUAACGAUACCUCCCCUCUGAGUCUGUGUCUGGUUUGUGGUGCAGUCGCGUCCUUCCCCACCUGGCAACUGCCAGGUCCCGAUGAGAUGGAGUCCGUCUUGUCAACCAAGUGUUGCUUUCUGCAUGACAUCUGCGACAUGCGAAUGCACGUGCGCAGCAAUCAUGCCGGAUACGCAUUCAUUUUGCUGCUCGAUUCGAGCAAGCUUCUUUGCCUUACUGAUGAGGCUCGGCGGAUCACUCAGUUUCCGGGACUCUAUCGAAAUAGACUGGGUGAAUUCCAUGUCAACCAGAGGUAUGAACUACCGCAUUAUUUCUGUCUUUGCUGCACAAUGUUUAUUGGAAUGUAG
This is a messenger RNA of Dibothriocephalus latus, 372 nucleotides long. The record is from the annotation of a GenBank genome assembly. NCBI's taxonomy places the organism in Eukaryota, Metazoa, Platyhelminthes, Cestoda, Diphyllobothriidea, Diphyllobothriidae.